Molecule: messenger RNA, 1598 nt
Organism: Papilio polytes (common Mormon)
Lineage: Eukaryota; Metazoa; Arthropoda; Insecta; Lepidoptera; Papilionidae
Exons: 8
Coding region: 112-1566 (484 amino acids)
Source: RefSeq, a predicted model, not a curated record
AGAAGUAAGAGUGACAUUUUUUGACAAAAAGCAAUUUAUAUAAUAUUUAUAUAGUGUUAUCAAAGAAUUCAUAAAUAUACAUUAAACACGUGUCUUGCAUGGUACUACACAAUGUCCUGUGGUAAAAGACCUCUAGUCAAAAACUGGGAUAAGCCUAAAAUAUUAAAAGCUAUAAAGCCAUCAAGGUAUGAGCAAAAUGAAGCAUCUGUCAAAAUGCAUUGGAAGCAUGUGAUACGAACUUUAGAAGCAUCUUACAAAGAUGAACAGUUCUGGGAGUCGCAAUACACUGUGGUUCGCGAUUUACUGGAUCCAGUAAUAUUCCAUAGAAUAACGAAAAUUUUUAAUUUACCAUCGGAAUCUAAAAAAUAUGAACCACCUGAAGUAGACGUCACGCCUACAUCUUCUGAACAGUACUUUGAGAAAUCAAUGACUAAUUUGGAACAACAAGUUCCACCUCGCAGUCGAAUAACAUUUUCUGUAAUCGAUGUCCAACGAUCACUGAGCGAGGGAUAUCCGAAGGAGCAGUCGGAACAUUGGACCGAGACCUCCCACAGAACAUCAGAAUACAAAAAAAUACGUUCCAAAUCAUCUAUCAGAAGCAAAACAUCAAAAGUCUUAAAGGCCUCCUCCAAAUCAACCACAAGGCUAUUUCCAAAGUUUGCUUCAAAAAUGAGAGUAAAGUCUAAGGAGUUAAGUUCACAAGCAUCUUCCGAGGAAACACUUCCUGAAUCUGAUGAAGAUUUAAGAGUACAUCCCAGCGAAAUUGAUGACAAUGUUCCGAUGAGUGACAAAAAUCCACAUUUCGAUUUUUUAUACUGCAACGAAAGUGAAGCUGAUAUGAUCAAGUGGAACUCGAAGUUCAAGCAAAAGGGUUUUGAGGUGUCGGCGUCUGACCAAUUUAAUAAAAAGGCUGAGAUUGCUACGAAGAAGAUCGCUACUGAAUUUUACGAAUGGUGGUCAAACCUUGGCACUGGCGAGUAUAAAAGUGAAAUCAAGCGUCCGGAAGACAUCGAAGAUCUAUUUCAGGUUUGGUUCGACGAGCAUGCUUCUAGGGGAUUGGUACUUGAUCCUAAAAUUCUUCCUUGUGUUAAUCAAAGUAUUGCUGAUUACGUGGGAGUUCCAAAGGCUUCAUGUCCAAAAGCACUGAAGAGACAGAUAUUGUCCGACAUAAUAGCGGAGAGCAGUCCGGCGCACACGACCGCCUUUGCCACCUGCUUGCCGCAACAUCUGAAACACAUUCCUCCAAAGAACAACACCAAGAAGAUCUGGCAAAAUGUUCAGAUACCCGAUGACCUAAAAACUAUGUCUUGUGUAUGGUCCGAAAUACAACAUUUGACUUCAACAAAGACUUUCUACAACUGGUUGAAACAGAGGCCUCACUUGCCGAUGCCGCCUUACCUCGAGUCUCUAGACCAGUCUGGAGAAAAGAAACAAUUGUUCGUUGUUCCUUCAGACUUCGUUGUGAAGGAGAAAUCAUCUACGUCUAUCGUACAAGAGUUGGCAUUCCCCGUUUCUGAAUUUACAUUGGAAUUAAAAGAAGAAUUGAGCAAGAUUUUGAACGAAUAGUUUUUAUUUUGGUAAAGUAUGUUAUUAAAACU